Messenger RNA from Peronospora matthiolae, 390 nucleotides. The record is from the annotation of a GenBank genome assembly. Lineage: Eukaryota; Oomycota; Peronosporomycetes; Peronosporales; Peronosporaceae.
AUGGUAGAGUUUGUCAUUAACAACUCGGGGGGAAAGAGUCGCGCGAGCAAAAACCGAUUUGGUUCACGCUCAUCACGCUCUGACGAAGAGGUCAUUGCGUUUGAUGCCGAUAUCGAUAACAUCGAUAUCGAAGAAGAUGAUGCCAGUGAGAGUGCGGAAGCCCUCACUGAAGAAGAUGAUGCCAGUGAGAGUGCGGAAGCCCUCACUGAAGAAAAGGCUGAUGUUGCUGCAGUGCGCUCACAGCGCACUGAAUCUAACGAGUCAUCAGAUGAGUUCAUACUGGCUCGUGAAACGGUAGUCCGUUUUGUGCAAGACUCCAUCGCCGAAGCGGUGGAUAAGCAAAAGCAAAACGCUGACAAGAAUGGAAGGGCAAACACUCUUCUUGUUUAA